This is a messenger RNA of Bolinopsis microptera, 1647 nucleotides long. RefSeq names its product rRNA N6-adenosine-methyltransferase ZCCHC4-like. The record is from RefSeq and is a predicted model, not a curated record. Gene Ontology annotation, molecular function: zinc ion binding; nucleic acid binding; rRNA (adenine-N6-)-methyltransferase activity. The coding region runs from base 25 to 1515 and encodes 496 amino acids. Gene Ontology annotation, cellular component: nucleolus; cytoplasm. The transcript is spliced from 2 exons. NCBI's taxonomy places the organism in Eukaryota, Metazoa, Ctenophora, Tentaculata, Lobata, Bolinopsidae. Gene Ontology annotation, biological process: rRNA methylation.
AUAAAACUAAUAUAUUGAUCAGGUAUGCAUAUAAAAGCAGAACAUGGCAGAGAGGGAACUGGGGUGGAAGUAAUCCUUCCGACCCCUGCUGACGCACCUCACUGUGUACAUGGUCCAGCUUUGCUUUUUGAGCGCUUUGCUCAGGGAGACGAUGAACACAAGAAGUUUUUUGCCUGCAGUGCAUAUAGAAACAGAAAAGACUGCUCACUUUACGUUUUGUUGGAUAAGCCUUGGUCCAAAACAAAGCUAGAAGAACGAUUGAAUAUAUUCCAAGAAGAGAGAAAGAAAAGGAAGUGGUUCGUGAGCAACACCGAGAGAUCAGCCCGAGUUCAGACCAUCAGAACGGCAGCUAAUAUGCAGUUCUGCCAGACUUGCUCUAUUUUUGUUGUUGAACCAGACGAGCCUGGGUUGCACACCGAUCACACUCUUGAGAGGACCAACUACAAGUCUGUUACAAACCCCUCUACUCUGAUGAACGCUCUUACUGCCAACGAAGGAAAUGCUCAGUAUUUGUUCGCACCUGAAACCACUGACUUCAUCACAAAACUGAUUACCGAAAAGAAGUUUUCUCAUCUGCUUUGUCUGGGGACACCUCGUAUCCACGAGAUAUUUAGUACAGGAAAGAAACCAAAGACCAUGCUACUUGAUCUAGAUGACAGGUUCAUUCAGUUCUACCCUCCAACUGUGUUCCAGCACUACAAUAUGGCCUCUAACUUCUUCUUCGAAGAGGAAGGAGAAAAGUAUCUGAGGAUGUUUUUGAAAAAGUCGAAGAAAGUGGCGUUGGUGUUGGAUCCUCCCUUUGGGGCGCUGGCACGAGUUAUCAGUAACAAUAUAGACCAACUAAAAGCCUUGGUUAAGGAAAUAAACCCGGAGGCUGAGAUCGUUGUUUACUGGAUAUUCCCUCAUUUCCUUUCGAAGCACAUCACAGAAGUACAGCCUACUCUUAAGAUGUGCCACUUCAUGGUGGAGUAUGAGAACCAUCCUGUAUUCAAGAAAAACAACAGCACCAAAUCUCCUGUCAGGAUCCACACUGACCAGCCCCUAUCUGAGAUAACCCUCCCAGAUGAGAACUAUAAGGAAUGCGAGAAGUGCAAGUCUGGGGUACCCAAAGAGGUGAUACACUGCACCAAGUGUGGGUGUUGCCCUCCGAUAAACAGGACCACUAAGCACUGUGUCAAGUGUGAGAGAUGUGUUAGAGAUCAUUAUCUUCACUGUGACGUGUGUGAGGGGUGUCGUCCUAGUGUUCAUCACUGUAAAUCUCCAUCUGUCUGCCACAGGUGUCAGCAGCCCGGGCACAAGAGAAGAUACUGUCCGUUUGUUACUGGCAAGAUUCCAAGUGGAACAGAAAAAACCCCUGCUGCUGUAGUUACUAUUCCUGAGGAGAAGAAAUCUGAUGGAAAAUCAUAUUUUACACUUUCCACUGACGAGGAGAAGAAGAAUUUGAGAAAAGAAAGAAAAAGGAAAAAUAAAGAGGCAAAGAUAACAACAAAGAAGAUUAAAGUGGCGGAAGAUUGACACGAUUGUAUCUCCCCUAGUUCACUUUUUAAACAUUUUUAAGUCCGUUUUUAUAUGUCCCGAUAGUAUUGUCGUGUAUUUGGCUUACACGACGUACUUUAAUUGACUAAGAUUUAUGGUGGAGGGGUUUUA